This is a messenger RNA of Cydia splendana, 9042 nucleotides long. RefSeq names its product alpha-tocopherol transfer protein-like. Gene Ontology annotation, cellular component: membrane. Lineage: Eukaryota; Metazoa; Arthropoda; Insecta; Lepidoptera; Tortricidae. The record is from RefSeq and is a predicted model, not a curated record. Gene Ontology annotation, molecular function: phosphatidylinositol bisphosphate binding. The transcript has 6 exons. Bases 119 to 1045 code for a protein of 308 amino acids.
AAAUAUUCGCAAUCACUAAUCAGUUGUCAAAUUACAGUUUUGGUGGUUGGAUGUUCGUUUUGUGUUUGAUCAUUCGAUCGUAAUUAUUUACGAACGGUGCAGUGUUGAUUCAUAAAACAUGUCGCUCAAAAUGGAGUUCGACUACGAGGCGGCGACGGCAUUGAUGGACAAAUUUUCUCAGGCAGAUAUCGAUCAUUUGCGCGAAUGGACCUUUUCUUUGGAUAUAAAUAAAUGUGUACCGAAAGAUCUUACGGAUGAGCAGUUACUGUUGUUUUACCACGCUUGCUACGGUAAUUUGGACAAAGCUAAAAUAUGUAUAGAGAAAUAUUACGGACACAAGAAAAAUUCGCCGGAUAUGUUUGAUAACCGUGUAGUUUUUUCGGACGAGCUCAAGCCUUCAACUGAAGCCCUAGAGUUCUCUUUUUUCCCCGAGAAGUCUGUGGAUGGCUACGACGUGAUCUACCACCGCCUGCACUACACUGAACCCUCCAAGUACCACCUGGAACCUGGCUGUAAACUCCUCUUCAUGACCGUUGAUGCGUGCCUCUGCAAGCGGGGGCCCACGCCUGGUUAUAUCUUCCUGUUCGACAUGAGAGGAGUCCGGCUCGGCCAUCUCACGCGCGUCAGUCUCUCCUUUCAAAAGGAUAAGCAAAGGUCUCUCCGCAAGUUCUUCCAGUUCGUCCAGGAGGCCUGGCCGAUCCGCAUGAAGGGCAUUCACGUGCUCAACUCCGAGCCCAUCGUGGACAAGCUCCUUAUCCUCAUCAGGCCCUUUAUGGAGAAGAAGUUCUACGACAUGCUAAAAUUCCACAGCAAGACCGAAGACCUGGCGAAGUUCUACGAGACAGUGGUCCCUCGCUCCGCCCUCCCCCCCGACUACGGAGGCACCCUCCCCGACACACAGACCCUCCACAAGAAGUGCAUGCAGCAACUUCAGGCUUUGGAGCCCUACUUUGCUGCUGAGGAGCAGCAAAGGGCUAGAGCGUACCCGGAUAAGAAGAGAGAUAAGGCGUUGAACAAGAGUUUUAAGAAGUUAGAUAUAGAUUAAUAAAAACCAAGUUUUUAGGUCUCGGAAAAACGUCGAUGAGUGUCUCUUGUUUACUUAGCUGUAUGCUCAAAAGGUGUUUUUAGGCUGGCAAAAAUUAUGUAUAAUUUAGUCUGGCUAAGCACUAGGAGUAUGACAGAAAACACGGCACAUUCAAAAUAGUUAUGUAUAAAAGGUUUACAUUUGCGUUUUUAAUAUCUCGUUUUUUCUAAUAUUAUGAUAGUUAGCCAGACUAGAUAGGUAUAAAUGUAUGCUGGCUAUGACUAAUUUUUAGUCAAAUUCGUCUCAUCUAUUAUAACCAUUUAAUAACUAUUGAGUUUAAUCUUUUAGACAGUAAUGGGGUCAAAAAAGCUCACACUAAAAACCAGACCCUCCACAAAAAAUUAGCGCUUGCCCGGACAAGAGAGAUAAAACGUUGAACAAGAAUUUAAAGAAAUUGGAGAUUAGUAUGGUUUUAGGUGGAUUUUAGGGGUAUGAGAAAAGGCGACAAAACAUGUUUUGUUAAGUCUGGCCAAGAAUACGUAUAAAUUGUCUGGCUAAGGAUUUUGACACCAGAAAAAGACAGACUGUGAAUGUAUUCUUAAUAGUUUAUACGCCUUAGAAACGUUUUUAAUACUUCCACAGUUGAUCUUGGUGUUAUAUUUGUUAUAUUAAUAUUAUUAGAUAAUAUGACUAUGACUAUGAGGUGCGAACGUUCAUAUGUAGACUACGGUGUUUACUUACCAUAGGCUGUAAGCUUGUUUGUCAACGUCUUAGUAUAAAAAUAUCAUGUAGUACAAAUUUUUAAUUCCAAUCGUCUCAUUGUAUUCCUAGGUAGGUUUUGUAUAUAAAAGAAAAUUAAGGAAAAAAAUGUACUUAAUAUUUGCUCACUAUGGUCAGACCAUAGACAAGUACGUAUAUUAUACCUUUUGCACCAAGCUUGAAUUUAAUAUAAUGUAUAACUAUGUACCUGUCGCUUUAAGUUCAUUAGGUAACCUCAGGUGUCAGAUCUAGGCUAAAUGUACUAACAGUUAUUUCAUCCCGGGUGAUAAAACUUGAUAAGUGGGCAGUGUAUCAUGAUGUCUCGUGGACGUCAGCCACCGUUGGUAGAUUAACGUCUAGGUGGUUUUGUAUUUGGUUGGUUAACCAAUAAAUGUUAUGACUACCCGAAAUUGUACAAAUUGUUUGUUUACUUUUAUUUAAAUACCUAAAGAUACAGAGUAUAGUUCUAGUAUUAAGACCGUGCUAUGCUCGAGGUAAAGGAAUAUCAAAAUAUGAAAUAUCAACAUUAGAAACAAAAAAAAAUCUACAGUUUUGCAAUUUAAAAUCUGUAAUCAUUUCAAAUUGCUUGGGUGGGAUUCUUUUUACAAGCUUUUAUUAAGUUUCACCUGUCCCGUUGUCUGUCUGUCUGUCGGUCUGUAAUCAAAUCUUGCAAGUUAAAUUUGAUCCACUUCCCGGUUUCCGAUUGAGCUGAAAUUUUGCAUGCAUGUAUAAAUCGGAUGACAAUGCAACAUUAUGGUACCAUCGAGCUGAUCUGAUGAUGGAGACAAGAGGUGGCCAUAGGAACUCUGUGAUGAAACAACGCAACCUAAUUGUGUUAGGGGUUUUUAGAAUUGUCCUGAUGAGUUUAGUUGUCUGUCGUAAGAAAAGUAUAGUCAGCGAUAAAAGCUUGUACCAAAAAUGAAAUUUUUGCCAAAAACUUAUUUUUUAUCCCUCCAACGGAGCGGCGGCUGACGUUUACCGACCGUCAUUAUACAUCUGCCUUAACCACUUUAAAAAAUGAGGGUGGUAAUUUACAUGUCAAAAUAAAUUCAUUCGUAAUUCAAAUGCACACUGUAUACUGAUAUUUAAUAAGAGUAGGUACAAAUUGUUUCUAAUUGUCAAAAAAGAGAUAAAUAUAUUUUAAAUAUAAUAAAUAUAAUAUUAGUAGGAAAAUUGUACAUAAAAUUUAAAAAAGAUCAAGUAUAUCUGAGAUGGUUCUAUAAUAUAAUGGACGUAUGAUGGAUGGACUCGUUACUGACAGGAUAAAGCUUCCGUCUCUUUCUAUCGUGCAUAUAUUUAUUUUGAUGUCGUAAUUUACUUUAUCUACACACAUAUCAUAAACUCUCUAUGAUACCUUCAAAAUCCGUAAAUAAUGGCCCACAUUACGAUAAACUGUUUUGUUACAGCAAAUUUCUUAUCUGUGAAAAUGUGGUAAUAGCUUCAUUACUAUAUCAAAAUCGAUUUGGUAAUGACAUUCAAAUUUCGAACAUCUCUGGAAAAAAAGGCAAUUUGAUUUGACCCCUAUUCUAAUAUCAGUCGAGAUGACGUUUUAUUCGAAAUCAAAUGACAAUUGCAUACAAUAUUGACAAAUCUCGCUUGUAAGUUGGUAUCGGACGAUAUGGUAAUCGACCCCGACUCUAGUUUGACUUUGAAUUAAAAAAAAAACUACGAAUGCGUGACAUGCGUGAAAAAAGUUUUCAUUUGCCGCCAUUUGACGUACAGUUUAUCUUUUAAUUAGUUUGUAAGUAAAAAAUAAUUUGUUUUGUUGUUUUUAAAGUAACUAUAACAAAAGUUUCGUGUAAAAUGUACGAUAAAGAUAUUUCGGAGACGCCAUCUCAUAUCCGCGAGUUCCGCCAGAGAGGAAAGUGCCCCAAUGUCGGCUGUAAUAUGAGGUUAGUGAAUAUAUCAUAGAAAGUUUAUAAUAUGUGACGUUCCACGGGAAAAGGUACCUUAUGAGGGUUUCUAGUUUCGGAGAUAUGAAAUGUUUUGUAAAGAGGUGAAAAAUGCUCAAUUUUUUUUUAUUGUGUGAUCUGAAACCUUAAUGCGUAACGUUUGUUUACCUGUUUUUAUUUUUGUUAUAAGUUAGUUAUAAGCUUAGUAAUGUCGUCUCAGAGUUUAGUAGAAAAGGUACCUUAUGGAAAAAAGAUUGAAAAUUCCCAAAAAAACUAGUCAAUACGGGAAAAGAAGGUUGGUAGAGAACUGUAUUAGCAUUCUGCAAAACUAAUUUGAUAAUUUCAGUUCUGGUUGGGGCGCCUCGCAAAUAUUAUAACCGUACAUAGACCGACAUCACAAAUCCAAGUAGCCUGCUAUUAUACCAAAGUUACUCUCGUCAAGUCUUUCUUAACUAGAAUAAUCUUCAUUUGGUUUGGUCGCAUGCAGUAAAUCAGCCAUUGGUUUGCUGAAAAAUGCCAAUACCCGACGCAUUACCUUAUGGAAUAUCUGAGGUCAUUGAACCUCAAUGCCGCUUAUCUUCAAUAGCAACCGAAAUAUAUUAUUGAUAAGAAAUAGACGAUUUAUACCAUCUUAACCCCAAAAUAUUAUUAGUUUAUCCUAACUGUUCCAUCAUCAUCAUGCCUCAUCAUGUAACUUAAUCACAAGGUACCUUUUCAUUACAUACAAAUUAUUGGUCUUUUUUAAGAUUAUUAUGACGAAGAACUAAUUAAAUUUGGGGCAGUUUAAUGUAAAUUAAUAUUUUCUAUUCAUAAAAGAUAAACUGUAAUAUGAUUGAUAUUUUGUAGUGAUGUAUUAUUAGAUUUAUUUCCAUAAGGUACCUUUUCGUAAAUGUAUGGAGCAAAUACUGUUAUUGUUAUGUAAGUUUAAAGUGGCAUAAGGGGUUAAAUAUAGUAUUUAGUUGGGGUUUUAGGAUUUAUUUCAUUUGAAUGACAGAAUUUCUUUCAUAUGUGCUCAGAAAAAUUGAUUGUGUGUCACAUUAAAAGUAAAAAUAUUCAAUUUUGUGAUUUUAUAUGAAAAAGUCAGAAAAUACAUUUUCACCUCUAAAUCGGUAUUGUUUUUUGCUUAAACUGUCUGUCAGUGUCGUUUUCUAAUAGAUAAAAUUUAAAUCUUGAGAGCUCAUUGCAAUCAAUCGUGAAAAUUAAAUAAAACUUUAUUUUCAAGAGAUUGGUUAUUAUACACAUAAAUCAGUCGAUAUCAAAAGUUUCUAUUUGCAUUACAGAACAAGUCGCAAUAUUUUUUUAAUCUCAGAUAUAUAAGGUAUUAUUAUUUGUAGUCAACUAUGUAACUUACUUCAGGAACAUAGUUUUUUAGGCGACUAAACUUAAAACUUCUCUAUCGUAAAGUUGCUCAUUUCACAACAUUAUUUUCAAAAAAUCAUAUCUCUGUAACUACGCAACCUAGAAGGUUGAUCUUUUGUGUUAUCGAUAGCUUAUUUAUUGUAGAUUACUGGGGUAUGCAUAACUCCAUACCCGCCAUAAGGUACCUUUGACCGUGGGACGUCACAUAUGUGUGUAGAUAAAGCAGUGUAUGUAACUGUACAUAAUUAGGCAUUAAAACACUCGUGUGAUACUAUUAUGAAACUCAUUUCAUUCGUUUCAUAAACCCACACUCGUAUUUUAAUGCCUUUCAUUAUGUAGCAGUCACAUAAACUACUAUUAAAAUGUCGAUAACUGCGUCCACCAUACGCUAAAUCAAACGCAAUCAGAAUAUUUAAUCAAUUCGUAAUAAUUGGAUAGAUGUAAAACUUUAUUUCAUCAUGACAUAUUUUAUAUUUCCUUUAGAUAAAUAAUUAAAUGUAAACCUGGAAAUUUAGAGCUUCCUAUGGAGCAUUCCCUGACAUUGUCUACCGUUGUCCCGCACGAACGCGAAUUAUCUGAAGAUUUGCAGGUGUAAGAGUUUCCUUUUCUAUGACAAAUGGUCAAAAAUAUGCACAGAAAAAUAAUCGCCUGCUUUAAAUGCCGAAAAAAAAAGUCGCAACCAGACAUAGAAGUUUUAGUGGCAAAAUAAAGUUAUUGACAAAAUAAAAUAUCGUCAUGUCUGUUAUCGAUGUUACCUUAACCAAAAAGUAUAGAUAGUAUAGAGGGGUCCUGUCAUUGUAAAUUUUGUAGUCACUGUAAAUUUACUGCCAUCUAUCGACACACGACUAAAACUCAAAAUGAAAACGUAUAAAGUUAUCAAAAAAUGUAUAUAUAUGGAUAAAUGAUAUUAUUAUUUUUAUAUCAUUUCGAUCCAUGUUCAUUCACUGAUAUCUAUGUGUUAAAAUUGUUAAAUAGGAAACGUUGUCGUCACGCCAUCUAGCCGAGGAUAGGCUAAAGGUGUUUGCGCCAUCUAUUCGAGAAUGACUUUUACUUGAAUUCCGAGGCACGUUUUUUCCUUAGACUUUAUUCGUCUUAUACGAAGUUACAUAUGUCUUUGCCUUAACGUUAUACUUAGAUAUUUAUUACAUUUUAUAAUAAGAUAACUACUGAAGCGCUGGUGGCCUAGCGGUAAGAGCGUGCGACUUUCAAUCCGGAGGUUGCGGGUUCGAACCCCGGCUCGUACCAAUGAGUUUUUCGGAACUUAUGUACGAAAUACUAGUCGCUUUUCGGUGAAGGAAAACAUCGUGAGGAAACCGGACUAAUCCCAAUAUGGCCUAGUUUACCCUCUGGGUUGAAAGGUCAGGUGGCAGUCGCUUUCUUAAAAACUAGUGCCUACGCCAAUUCUCGGGAUUAGUUGCCAAGCGGACCCCAGGCUCCCAUGAGCCGUGGCAAAAUGCCGGGAUAACGCGAGGAAGAUGAUGAAUAAGAUAACUACCGCGAAAUACACAACACGUUCGAUAUCUUCUUCUCUUUUGAUAUACUGGUAGUUUUCUAUUCUUUUGGCACUGUAUAGUUGUAUACUACCUACAGUUUAAAUUUACUUUUUAAGUACUAAAUAUAUGUAAUAAAGAAAUUAUGUACUUGAUUUGCAGUAUUGAAAUUUCUCGGUAACUUACCGACAGCAAGUAGAAGUUACAUAUUUUAAAUAUUAAUCUACCUAAGAUGACUUAUCGAUAACAGAUUUAUCGAUGUUUCGUUUUCUCAAACACUCGUUAUUGCCACAAAAACUUCGAUGUCUGGUCGCAACAGAGGAAAUAAAAUGCGUCUGUACGGGACAGCCCGUGGAAUGCUUCCUAUGCUCGCCGUGAUGUGUUGAUGGCGUGGGACCUACAUUUGUUCCAUAAGUUUCUCUAAAGUUCCAAGCAUUAUAUGACCUGGCGAACCUUGCGCUUAAUUUCCACUGGAACGGUAAAUAUUAAUUAAGGCGUAUCAGUUUAGCCAGCAGCAGAAACUAAACGAGCGAGACGACGAAAAUGAUCUUAACAUUGUUAAAAGAUUAAGAGCGUGUGUAAAUAAGGAUAAACGCGAAAAACUAAAUGCUGGCGCUGCAAGCUUUAAAAAACAGACAUUAGACUAAAGAAACAAACCACAGACUACAGUCUUUUUAGGCUCCUAAACUUAUGAAGUGGAACUGUUUAAUAUAUAAUCUGUUGGUUUUUAACCUCAUUAUUUUGAACGCCUCACCCGCUUAAGCUUCUGCUGCGGACGGUACAAGUGGCUUGAGCUGUGUAGAGUGAUUCUAAAUCUAUAUAAAUCUGUAUUUUUGAACGAGAAAGCCUUAUUUACUCAAUGUAAAUGUGUAAUUUCCCUUGUGAAAUUAAAUAGGUAAACAUUGUUUUUUAUAUGUCAGAUAAAGUCAAUAUGGGCAUAGAGUAAUAUAAGUAAAGAAAGAGUCUAACUCCAUACAUCACUUUUCUCACCAAAACGCGCUUUAUUUCGUAGUCGACAUCUAACGUCAAGUAGUGGAACUAUCAGUACAAAACUAAUAUUAGAAGCAAAAGGAGUUGAAAAUAGAGUUUCGAGUAAUCCGGUUAUAAUAUGAAAGUUGUUGAGCAUUAGAGUUUUUGUUCGCAGAGACAUCUAUUGUAACUAGCAGUACUGAUAAAUUCCGCUACAUGACGCUAAAUGUCGACUACGAAAUAACGCACGUUUUGGUAAGAAAACUGAUGUAUGGAGUUACCAGUCUUUCUUAUACUUAUAUUACUCUAUACAUUGUUUUUUAUAUGUCAAAUAAAGCCAAUACGGGUAGGCAAGCGUGGCUGGCCUUCACAUUGGGGCUUGUUAACACAUUGAUCAGUGUUAAUUGCAAGCAUACAUGUGCUACUUUCUAUUUGCGUUUAGUGGCAAAUGUAUGAACACGGAAUAAACACUGAUCAAAGUUAUAGUGCGACAUAAAAUAGUAGAAAAAAAAACCGGUCAAGUGCGAGUCGGACUCGCGUUCCAAGGGUUCCGUACAUAAGUCCGACUCACGCUUGACUGCACAUUUCUAAUAGGUUUUCCUGUCAUCUAUAGGUAAAGUACUAUUUUGUAUAUUUUUUCAAAAUUUUAGGCCCAGUAGUUUCAGAGAUAAAGGGGGGGGGGGGGGAAUGGUCUGCACAGACAGACAGACGCACGAGUGAUCCUAUAAGGGUUCCGUUUUUUCCUUUUGAGGUACGGAACCCUAAAAAAAAUGGAACUAAAAAAAAUUGUUGCCAUGUUUAAGCAUUUUAUGUCAAAAAUGUGACAGUUACGUAGGAAAUGGCGCCCUCAAUAAUUUUCUACAAUUUCUUGUCGGACUAUAAAUAGGCCCCGGUAUGAAGGCUACAAAAACAGGAUAGUUGAGUAUGACCAACCGAACUGCCAUUUGAGUGUCUGUACAUUAAAAACAAAGCUAAAGUAUUUGAAGUAGUAGAUGUACCUAUUCGAAUUUUGGAAUUCUUUGCGUUUAAAAAUGUUGAAUGUGUUUUUUUUUAAUCUUGUUGUUUAUUGAAAAUACUUCCAGUUUAGUACUUUGUAUGAGUUUAAUAAGCAUUUAUUUAACAAUUAUUUGAAGGAGUUUGAAGUAAAUACAUAAUUAUACCUACUUACUUAAUAAACGAAAUAUCUGUACACGCUUUUCUGUUAUCACUAUCAGGGCGAUAUAAUGUAUGUUCAGAUAUUAUUGAGGACCUUGGCAGCUGCGAAAUAUCUGUUGACCACUGCCUGCAUAAAGUACUUACUUAAAUAGUUAUCUAAGGAGCCACUCGAAGGUGUUUCUUUUUUCUUAGUCUCUCUCGUUUUGUACCUAAUAAAUGAAUGAUACAUGUUGUUAGUUUCUCAGUAAGUCCAGGAGGUGGUGGUUUAAUGUACUUAAUUAGUUUUAUUAGUGUAGUGCUUCAAUGUUCCAUUGAUUGGACAAGUUUGUGAUAAUUUUCAUUGGUUAUCGUUACCAAUGUCGUGAUUUAUUAGAAAUAUAAUUUAUGGAGCGUU